UUUUUAUAUUACGAUUCUUGAUUGCGCAUAUUCGUUUCUACCAGCUGAUUAACAUACGGCGCGUGUGAUAACAAUUUUAGAUUAAAAAAAAUGCUGCAAUUUCUCGGAAAACUUCCAAAACAUGUAUUUGGAUCUAAUAUUGUGAUAACCGUGUAUGGAAAGUCGGGUAUAGGUUCACCCUCUUAUGCUGUUUUGUGCAAUAGAUUUUAUUCUGCAGAAGCAAAGCCGGCAUCAACAUCUGAAGAGUUCAGAAAGAAACAAGUUCGUUUCAAUAUUAAAGCAGAGCAUGUGGAUGGUAGACCAUUAUAUCUUGACGCACAAGCGACGACACCUCUGGAUCCCAGAGUGUUAGACAAAAUGAUGCCCUAUAUGACGAAUUACUAUGGAAAUCCACAUUCUCGUACUCAUGCAUAUGGUUGGGAAUCUGAGAAAGCCGUAGAAAUUGCACGUGAACAGGUGGCUCGAUUAAUUGGUGCCGAACCAAAAGAAAUCAUUUUCACUUCGGGCGCUACAGAAUGUAACAACAUUGCCGUCAAAGGUGUCGCUAGAUUCUACGCCAGCAAGAAAAAACAUGUUAUUACCACGCAAACCGAGCAUAAAUGCGUAUUGGACUCAUGCCGCGCCUUGGAGAAUGAAGGUUUUAAAGUAACUUAUCUUCCCGUUAAAUCAAAUGGUAUCAUAGAUAUGAAGCUGUUGGAAGAUUCCAUUACUCCAGAAACAUCGUUGGUGUCCAUUAUGUCUGUAAACAAUGAAAUUGGUGUUAAGCAACCGGUCGCUGAUAUAGGGACACUCUGUCGUUCACGAAAGGUAUUUUUCCAUACAGACGCCGCACAGGCUGUGGGAAAAAUUCCCAUUGAUGUAAAUUCAAUGAAUAUCGAUUUGAUGUCUAUAUCGGGACACAAGGUCUAUGGCCCUAAAGGUGUUGGUGCUCUUUAUGUGCGUCGUCGUCCACGUGUUCGUCUUGAACCAAUUCAGAGUGGUGGUGGACAAGAACGUGGCCUACGUAGUGGCACUGUUCCGGCACCGUUGGUUGUUGGUUUCGGUGUUGCCUGUGAUUUAGCAUUAAAAGAAAUGGACUAUGACAAAAAAUGGAUUGAUUUCUUAUCAAAACGUUUGUAUGAUCGUAUAACUCAAGCUCUAUCGCAUGUUAUUCGUAACGGUGAUCCUGAACAAACGUAUAGUGGGUGCUUGAAUUUGUCGUUUGCCUACGUUGAAGGUGAGUCAUUGUUGAUGGCCUUAAAAGACGUUGCUUUGUCCAGUGGCUCAGCAUGCACUUCAGCAUCUUUGGAACCGUCAUACGUUCUUCGCGCAAUUGGUACUGAUGAGGAUUUGGCACACAGUUCCAUAAGGUUUGGUAUUGGCCGAUUUACAACAAUUGAAGAAGUAGAUUACACUGCUGACAAAUGUAUCAAACAUGUUGAACGAUUGCGCGAAAUGUCUCCUUUGUGGGAGAUGGUUCAAGAAGGCAUCGACCUGAAAAAUAUUCAGUGGUCACAGCACUAACUUUAUUUAGAUAACUUUUGCGAAAGAAGGAUUGUAUUGUAUUUUAUCUGUAAAUAUAUGUAAGUAAAGGCAUAGUUUUGUAAAA
Messenger RNA from Ceratitis capitata (Mediterranean fruit fly), 1588 nucleotides. RefSeq names its product probable cysteine desulfurase, mitochondrial (gene Nfs1). Gene Ontology annotation, molecular function: pyridoxal phosphate binding; cysteine desulfurase activity. Gene Ontology annotation, cellular component: nucleus; cytosol; mitochondrion. Gene Ontology annotation, biological process: [2Fe-2S] cluster assembly. Lineage: Eukaryota; Metazoa; Arthropoda; Insecta; Diptera; Tephritidae. The record is from RefSeq and is a predicted model, not a curated record. Bases 91 to 1503 code for a protein of 470 amino acids. The transcript has 7 exons.